Messenger RNA from Monomorium pharaonis (pharaoh ant), 2244 nucleotides. RefSeq names its product glycine-rich protein. NCBI's taxonomy places the organism in Eukaryota, Metazoa, Arthropoda, Insecta, Hymenoptera, Formicidae. The transcript is spliced from 3 exons. Bases 1027 to 1521 code for a protein of 164 amino acids. The record is from RefSeq and is a predicted model, not a curated record.
CAUCGGAUACAUGAUAGGUUGCCACAGAAAGGAACUGUAGCAAGACAUGAACUGGAUGAAAAAAAAAUGUCUUCACGUUUUUACGUAACGGUGCAACCGAAAACCGUCGUUGCAGAAUCGUGAAAGUUUCGCCACGUAUGAAAUUUAAGAUGAUCAGAAUUCGACUUGAGUUCAAGUCAACUAAUUCUGAGUAGAGUAACCCAUUGUCCUUUCGAAUUAUAAUAUCUUAUCCAUAAUGUAGAUGGAAUAGAAGGAUUUGACCAGGUAAAGUGUCUGGGCUUUAUCUUCAAAGAUGGGAUGAUUACUUUGAAAGACGAAGGAUUUAUGAGAUUUCAGUUUAAAAAAUGGCAAAAUUAGGAGUCUUUAAGGCGAUAAAAAUUGUUACUCUUUCGGUAAGUUUUAAUUUUAAUUUUAUUACAAAUCUACAACUUUAUAUUACAAUAAAGAUAUUAUUACUACAAAAUAAAAGUUAAAGAUAAUAACGUAGAUGUUAAUAAUUAAAUGAUCAAUCUUAUCUUAUUUAAAAUUUUGUCCUUUUAAUUCAAUGAAAGAAAUCAGAUUUCUGAGGAAUCUGAUAAUUCCACAUUCUUAGAUUAUGCGUUAAUCCAAACGAUUCAUCGAGAAUAAUGGCGUCGAUCCUCCUUCGGGGGAUUGAUCGAUCGACUUUUAAUUCCCACCGACACAGGUCGAUCGCGCGGUCUAACAAAGAAUUUUCGUGACGAGUGUGCUAGAAAAAUCGUUUUAGAAAGGCGUAUUAGCCACGCGUACCUCUACCUUCUUGCCGGCGGUGCAGUAUUGCAUCGCUAACUGCUCCUACAUACAUCUCUAUAUUUACGUACGUGCGUAUGUGUAUGAGUGAGCGGGGUAUCGCAUGUAAAUGUGCGACACAUAUAUACACAUCUAAUUCGUCUCGGUAAAAUGCAAUGCUGUGAGAAAAGACUCCACCGGUAUAAAAGGGGGUGUGUCUCGUAAGGUCCGCAUCAGUUUCCGUAGUGAUCUCCGCAUCGCCACAUCAUUAUCGUCACCAUGAACGCUAUAGUUUUGUUAGCUAUUCUCAGCCUGGCAAUGCCCAUUUAUGGCGAGGAGACACAGGUAGAGAAGAAACAGGAUAAGAGAGGCGUGCUGGGAUUAGGUUACGGUUACGGAGGAAACACCCUGAUUGCGGGAUCGGCUUAUGGAGGCUACGGGCAAAGUUACAUCGGCGGCGUUGCUCCGGCUUACUACUCGGGUCAUGGUAUUCCCGUCGCCCCUGCCUAUGGUUACAGCGUGCCCAUAGCGUCCCACGGUUACAACGCGCCUCUGUACGCGCCUUAUCGUGUCGGUUAUCCCGGUGAUCUGGGAUACGGCCGGUCGAAUUUAGGAGGACUCGGACACGGCGCCGGACUGGGAUACGACGCGAGAGGUCUUGGAUACAAUACGCGUAUCGGACACGGAGCUGGACUCGGAUACGGCACGGGGUUGGGUCUCGGCGCCGGUCUCGGCGCUGGUCAUCUCGGUGCCGGCUACGGCCACGGAUUGUGAAGACGCGGGCGACUAAUGGAUUAUCCGACGCACAUAAUGUCGCGAAACGUCGAUAUGAUUCCUCGGUUUCCUUAUCAACUUUGUUCCUACAUUGAACAUUGAUCCCUCCCCCCCCCACCCUCUUUCCAAGAUUUAUAUUGUGCGACUUUUAAAUAAACUUUAUAUUUUUUAGUAAUUUACAGUAUUCCUUUUUAUGCUUCUAUUAUAACAAGGAUAACAAGUUGUUCGUAUCUGUCAUUAAUUUUUUAUAAGCAUAUAAAAAUUACAUAUUAUAAAUUAUGUAUAUUUUAACGUCUCUAAAAAGUAUUUGCAUAAUUGUUAUAACUUAAAAAAAAUAUUAUUACUAAUUGUAACCGAUAAAAACAGAGAAUGUGUGUUUUCACGUAACAAUUCAUAACUUUGAAACAAAUGUGAUUUAAGGAAAAAUGCUUUUAUACCUUAAAGUUGACAUUCCAAACUGAAUUAAAAAGAAAAGUUGAGUGUCGGCUGUUGAAAAAGUUGAGUUAUUCAGUAAUAUAAAAAUGAGGUUUUUUUAAUAUACGUAAAUAAAUAUAAAUGGAAGAUAUAUUGCAUUUACAUUUUAAAUAAUGCAUUUUAUUAUUGAUAUUACAAAAACUGACAAUUAACUAGAAGAAUAUGUUAAGAACAUCCUUAGAAGAAUAUGCUGUAUAUAAGAUAAAACAUUCCGAAUGUACGGUGAGUGACCGAAUAUUAAUGAUAAAU